AUGGUUAACAACAGUGGACUGAGCUCACAGCCCUGUAGAACACUGGCGUACAGUGUGAUGGUGCUGGAGAUGCUGUUACUAAUUCUGAAGGACUUGGGUAUUCCAGUCAAAAAAGUCAGGGAACCAAUUGCCAAAGGAGGUGGUCAAACUCACCAGGGCAUGUCUGCACCUAAAAGAGAUAUUUACAGUGACAGAAUCAAGCUGAAAGCUCCCAGGGGACGGUGCCAUGACAGAUCAUCAGCCCAUAAUUCAGGAUCUCUUCCUGCUUUACCUCUUCUGACAUCCCGCUCUCUAACAUUUAUGGGUGAACCUCCAAAUGAUCACACUUUAAAAAGGCUGCCUGACAUAUCUGUUGUUGAGCUUCCUCAGUUGGUAGCAACAGUGGGUUCAGAGGUGACAAUGGCAGACUCCGUAUGGACAGAGGGACCCUGUCUGAUAUCAUCAGCUCUCACUGCUGAUAUUCCUCUUAAAGUAAUGAAACACCCACAGACAUUAAAGACAGAGUAAGUCAUGGAAAAUGAACAUUAUCUCAUUGCUGACUCAAAACAAGGCUCCACAGAAAGAAAAGAGACUAAGACCAAGUGCAGGCCUUGUACUGGUAUUGAGGUGUUUGAGAUCUUUACACAAAAGAAACACCUGGGAGGCAUCCAGUUUCACCAUCUGAAGGUUUCUGAUGAGGGUCCAUAUAGACCCUAUGAUCUGCAUGUGGUCCCGUACAACAAAGCAGGUCCAGAUCAUUACAUCUUUUCACCCACCUCAGUGAUUCAUGUGAAGGAUGGCUGUAGUGUUGGGGUCUUGAAUCUAGCAGAGUGGUAUCGUGAAGCAGUACUAUGGAAAGCUCUGAGAGAUAUACCAUUUUUCAGAGACUAUCUACUAUAUAAAACUUUCACAAGAUGGCACAGAAAUGUGUGUCACGUCUCAUUUCAACGCAAGUGUAAACACCUUCAAUCUCAGUUACUUAUAGCUGUCCCCCAAUUCAGAGAAGGUUUAUUUCAUUUGACCAGACUCACAGAAAAGCUCAAAGAGGUGCACUGGCUACCACAAGAUGAGUCACAAACAUACACACUUACAGAAUUUCAGACCACACUGAUGAAAAGCAAUCAACAAUCUCAAAGCUUCCUAGAGAAAUUCUUACAUUACUGUUCUGUGAUUCUGACUACGGUACAGGAGACCUGCUAUAAAACAUACCAGGAAAUACACCAACAAGUGGAAGAGUUGAGUCAAAGCAACAAGCCUUUGCAUCUACAGCAUUCCUUGAACAGAAGCCUUCACAAAAAGCUGAACCAGACUGGUCAAGUCCUACACAGGCUGGGAAACUUUAAAGCUCUUAUGAACUGCAUGAUUGUACAAAACCUUGUUUCUGUCAUUCACAGUGGGCUCAUGAUCUAUCUUAAUAAGAUUUUGAAGAGGGAAGAGAAAAAUCAGUACAGUCUUUUCCAGACAGAGCUGACAUUUGGAGGAGAUGGUCAGCUUAUCCUGGUUCCAUCUAUGGACCUGUUUCAGGAUUUGCUGCUGAGAGCAUUGCAGUCUGUAGUUGGCUCUACUUUACAGGUUGUUGAUGCCAGCAAUAAUUCACCGGAUUCUGAAGAUUCUUUGACUGCUGGCUUCUCUUUUCCACAACCUACAACAAGCCCUGGCAUUACAAUUAACCCAAGUGUUCCUAUCAGGAGAGCAUGUAAACAGAGUGGAUCUGCACUCACAAGUACUGGCAGUUUUCCCAAUAAGGAGGAGUCUUAUGUUACGUCAAAGAUUGUGCUUCCCAAACUGAGCUUGUGUAGUCUUCAGGGUCAGAAACUGCAAAGACAGGUCUUUCAUCUGUCUACAAAAAAGCUUGAAUGGCACCUGCACCACCAUGCUGGUGCACAGGAAGUUGAAAAACAGCAAGGAAGACUUGUACAGGAAGCCCUCCAAGAGAUCCAACAACUGUGUGAAAGGCAUACCUGUUUGGUAGAUGCUUAUUUGUUUGCCAGUCAGAGGAACCCAGCUGCACUGGAAAACAUGAGAGGAUGGCCUGCUUCUAAAUAUAAGGAACACAUUCAGAUGAUACAGUACUGGAUCAAUAAAGUACACCAUGUUCCUGCUGCUUUUACCACAUCCAAUAAGCUCAUCACUAUUAACUGUUCACAUAUCCAAGAGAGGCUAGAGCCCUUACUGGACAUCAUGGAAAAGGAUGUUUUAAAUUUCCUUUCAGAGGACCUGUGGUUAUGUGGAAACUUUUUGACAAAUGAUCUGAAGAAAUUUAUGGAAUGCCAUAAACUUGCGCCAACCGACCUAAAUGAGUUUGCAAAUUAUGUUAGCAUGGUAAAAAAAUACAAGGAAAAUGAUAUGCAUCAAAAGCUAGAAAACCUGUCCUCCCUUCAAGAAACUAUUCAGCUGAAUUUUAGAAAAAUGACACCUGAGGAAGUUACAUUGAUUGAAGAGACAUUUGCCCUGUCGAAUCAGCUUGGUCCUCUGCUGAGGAUAGCAACAGAAAGAGUCAUGCAGCAAACGCCAUCCAUGAUUAACACUCUGGACAACACAUUUUCUUCCCUGACUAAACAACUAGAAAAUCUGGUCUCCAGUGCUACCACUGGCCCUUAUCUGGACCUAAGCCAGAAUUCUGCACAAAUAAUUCCUGAACUGAGGUUAAAAUAUAGACAGCUGCAUAUAAUAAGUGCACAACUGAAUGAGCUGAGUGAGACCAACCAAAGUCUGAGAGGCCAGCCAUUUGACCUCUCAUUUGUAAUGACAGCCAAGCAGAAUAUGGAAGCACGCAAAGAGCUCUGGGAACUAAAAGACAUAUCCACUGCAAAGAUUCAGGAAUGGAGCCUCAUUCUGUUUAGCCAGUUUGUAGUAUCCGAAGCCCAGGAUAAGUUAAAUGAAUGGCUUCAGAGAGCAAAUUCUGUAGCAAAAGUCAUCUCCCCUUCUGAUGAAAUGCUUCAAGACACUGUAUGUGUUUUUGAGAAGUUCAGCCAGCAGCUCUCACUAAUAGCCAAACUAAGCAGCCCUACAAUGAAGCACAAACACUGGGCAAACAUAUUUAAAGAAGUGGACCUGCUAGUUGACCAAGAACAGAACCUAACUGUAGGUGAUCUUAUGUCCAGAAAAUUGUUGGAGCAUCAACAUAAAAUUAGCAAGAUCUGCAGUGAAGCCAAAGCUGCAGCAGACAUGGAGCAAGCAUUCCAGAGGCUUCAGCAGAGCUGGGAAGGAACAGUAUUCAGACUUACAAAGUUCAUUCAUAACGUCUGUCAGAUGAACAAUCCACAGUAUGGAGCAACACAACAGCUAAAGCCUUCUGUAGACAUUGAGCUGACCCAAAAAGAUUCACAACAGAAUUCCUGUGGCAGAGAAACUUUUACCAUAAUGGAACUAGAAAUUCUGAUGGCCCAGGCUGAGGACAGUGUUAUGUCUCUGUCCAGCAUGCUUAUGUCUCCUCAUAUCUGUGAUUUGAAAAGGGAGGUAGAAAUGUGGCUCUGUCUCUUGCAGGAACUUGGGGAGCUUCUAGAUUUUUGUGAAAGAUAUCAACAAAAGUGGACAUUCCUUAGCAGAAUUUUUAAUGAAAUGUCUAUUAGUUCAAGAAACAUAGAGCUGAUAAAGAGGUUUUCCCCAGUGGACAAGAUGUUUCGUGAACUGAUCCAGGCUAUUUCAAGAGACCCACUUGUGCUGAACUUUGUUAGACUGAGGAAGACUGGAGAUACAGAUUGUGACUUUCAUGGGCAAUGUUUACGCAUUAUCCUCAUGAAAGGGCUCACAGAAAUGGAUGAAAUUUGCAGUCAAUUAUUGUAUCUUCUAGACUCAGCACGCCAUGAGUUCCCCAGACUGUGCUUUCUCAGUGAUAGUGAGAUGAUAGAACUUCUCUCGCUGCAUCCAACACCAACGUCCCUUUUACCAUUUGUGCGUAAAUGCUUCAGAGGGGUACAGUGGUUUGAGGUUGACCACAAUAGUAAAAAUGACAUGACAAACCAAAACAGUGAGCUAGAUCUACCUAGCACUCAGAUGUGGAUAAAUGGUGUAUAUGGAAUGCUAAAGGAACAUGUACCCUUUAACUGUCCUCUUAGAUUUAAAUUAAACCCUGUGGUUUGUCUUGAUAAUUUGGAGAAAGAAUUACAUCAAACAGUUAAACAGAAGAUUUUGAAAUACAUUGCUGCAAGACAGUGCCUUGACCUCGGAGAAAACAUUCCUGAACAGAAUAAAGAAGUUGAUGAUAAUAUCUCUACAUCAGACCAAGCUUUCCUUUUCAUCACAUCAGGAAAUAAAGAAGAAAAAACUCGAAAUGCAUAUACAUCAUCGUUUGUUAAGCUAAUAUCUGAAUAUCCUCUGCAGUGCAUUUUGGUUGGAGAAGAGGUUCAGUGGUAUAGUGACAUCUGUAAUAUUUCAGCUCAAAACAAGUGGAAAAGUAUUAAAGCACAAAAUACAGCAAAACUGCAGAGCCUUUGCAAAGCUGUACAAUAUAUGAUUGCAGAUUCCUAUAAUAGCACCUUGGCAAAACAGCACACAGUGACAGCCCUUCGUGCCAUAAUUCUGUUGAUCAUGAAGCAUUCCCAACAGAUUGAUGGGCUUGUUGACAUUAAAAGCAAUCUGGAAUCUUCUUUUGAAUGGCAGAGACUUAUAAAGUACCACCACAGUGUCACUGUUCAUGACUGGAGCAAUGUUGGUCAGGAUACCCCAUGCUACAAUGAAGACUCUAUUUAUGUUGAUGUCUUUGGGACACAGCUAGCUUAUGGUAAUGAGUAUAUAGGGCCCGAAAACUGGAUGAUGGUGAACACCACUUCAACAGAACGGGCACAUUUGGGCAUUCUUCUUGCCCUUACUAGUUACAAAUGUGCCUUCAUUAGUGGACCGCAUAUGUCUGGGAAACAAAGGACUGCACUUCAGUUGGGAUGGGCAUUAGGACAACAAGUUAUCAUGAGGAGGUGUUGUUCAAAUACAAGUUUUCCGGUUGUUUGUCAAAUGCUGCUUGGUGCUCUUCAAAGUGGUGCAUGGCUAGUGCUUAGUUCUGUAGAUUCUUUGGAACAAGGGAUUUUAUCCAUGCUUGGGCAGUGUUUGACAGACAUACAUCAAUGUCUGUCAAUAAUUUUGGAAAAUGGACAACAAAAUGAGCUUCAAGGUCAUAAUGAUAAGAUUGGACCAAAUAGCAUUGUAAGGAAUUUUGUCCAAACGCACAGCAAAAUGAUGAUCGAAUGCCAGGUUCUAUCUGGAGAGAAAAAAAUUUUGGCUAAGCCAAGCUAUGGCUGCAUCAUAAUUUCAUCGAAUGGAUACUCAGCUGAAAUACCAGAAAAUCUGCGCAUUACUACAAGACCUGUUUCACUGGUGCAACCAGACUGUAGCAUUAUUGCAGAGGUUUUGCUGAUUUCUUUGGGAUUUUCUGAAGCAACUGAUAUUAGCCGACGUCUAAUUUCUCUCCUUGGCCUUGGUAAGGAUUUAUUUUGCCUUCCAGAAUAUGUUUGUAGAGACCAGUGUUCCUGGCUGGUACUUCUCAGAAAAGUCAUAGAUGCUUCUGGAAUAUAUCUGUCUGAAUCUCAUGAGGAUAGAACAACCGAUGUAAGCUUCAAAGCAUCUGAAAAUAUAUUACAGGACUAUCAUUUACCCUCUUAUAAGCUUACCAGUAAAUCUUCCAUGUCAAAUGCUGUAAGAGAAGAGCAAGCAUUAAUCAAAGGAAUAAUGUCUGUGUUAUUAUCUGCCAUCUCUGAACAUAAUAGAGCCUUUCAGUUCUGCACAAUUUUUGAAGAAAUGUUCCCAGCAGCAAAAUACUGUCCAGAUUUUCAAUACAUUAUUGAAGAGAGUGAAAGAAAUGCCCUUAGAAAUGCCGUCACAGACCAAUUGCAACAGACAGCAUUUUGUGCUGACUCAGAAAUACUUAAGAAUGCUUUGACACUGCAUCAAACACUCAAGUUUUCUAAGACAGUUGUGAUUUUGGGGCCAGCAGGUAGUGGAAAAACAACUUUAUAUAGAACUCUUGCAGGAGCACUUCGGCGACUUUCAGAAGCAUCUGUGGAGGAGAAUGUUGCAGAUACCAACCUUUUAUCACAUUCAUGUUGGUGCUCAGUUGACACAAUGACCUUAUUUCCUAAUGCUUUGUCACAUGAGGAGCUUUUUGGUGCAUGCUGUGAACAAACGGGUUCCUGGAGGGAUGGUGCCUUCACUAAAGUGUUACGAGACACAGAACGGUAUGAGUUUUCUGUUCAGUCUUUAACCCAAAUUAAGCAAAAACUUGGCGUGCAAAAAGUUAAAUGGCUAGUAUUGGAUGGCGAACCCUUGACUUGCCCAAAGUGGUUUGACACUUUGAGUACCCUUGGCAACCCUGAAAAUCCUUGUCUUUGCCUUUCAUCAGGCAUGACAAUUCAUCUAUCACAAGUGGGACUUAAAAUUCUGGUUGAAGCCACAAGCCUUGGGGAAGCCACUCCAUCUGCAUUGGCACGGUGCAGCCUGGUAUGCAUUUCUGGAAUCAAUGUGUGGAAAAAUGUGUGGAAGACUGAAAUAGAUAUGCUCUACAGAGAGCAUGUUUUGAACCAGAACACUCUGAAAAUGUGGAAGUGUCUGGCUGAAGAUCUUUUUUCUAGCACUAUAAUUUUCCUCAGGCAUAAAGGUUUAAACUCUGUAAUGACCAGUGAAGGACCUGAAGCCAGUAAAUCAAGUCCUGAAAUCAUUAAUGGUUUGCAAGAAGUAACAUCAUUCAUUAAAAUACUCCAUGCUCUUCUGGGGGAUUCUGGAAAGUGUAAUGGCUUAAAAUCAACAUCUAAACAAAAAAGAGACAAUUCCCUCAAGCUACUGUCCACAGAGCUGCAUGCAAGAAACCUCUUUGUGAUUGCUUAUAUUUGGGGUUUUGGUGGGCAGCUGCAUCCUAGACACUGGCCACAGUUUGAUAUUUUUGCACGGGAAGCCUUGUUUAAAUGCCGCUACAAAAUUGAAGUACCAGUCAAAGGCUCAGUAUUUGAGCAUUUCUUUAACCUCGGUGAUGAAAUGUUGGAAGGUGCUACUUGCAUGAGCAGUUUCACCAAGACCAUGGGCCCACGACAUUCCUGCACAUCUGUGCCCCAGUAUAAAAAGUAUGCAUAUCUCCUGGACUGUCUAUUAAAAGCUCAUUAUCCAGCAUUGCUAGUAGGAGAAGCAGGGUCAGGCAAAACAAUACUGUGCAAGACUUUAUUGCAAGAAAGACCACAUCUGCAUGUACCAGCAAGUCCACGUCUAUGCUCUGCUGAUUUACGCAAUAUACAUGAGAGGAUUAGAGGUCGAAAAACAUCACUAGACUCAACGGAUCCCAUCAUGUGGCAUCAGAGAUCACUUCUGUUUAUUGAUGACUUACAUGAACCAGCUUUUGGUAAACCAUCAGCAACAUUGGAAACCUUGCGGGAGUGCAUAUCAAGAGACAGAGUGCAGACUUCAGAUGGCUAUCACUUUAAGCUGAUUAGCUCAGGAGCAGUUAGUUAUCUGGGCACUUGCAGGACCCAUGGAACACACAAAAGUGGCUUCAGUCAGAUUUCCCCACGGCUAUUUAGACUGUUUGCUAUCUUGGUACUUCCUGAAAUAACUGCAGAUAUUCUUUAUUCUAUCCAUUCAUCACAAUUACAGCAGUGGCUGAGAAAUUUUUCAUCCAUGCCAAGAAUUGAAGAUAUGGCACACUGUAUUGUUGCUGCAACCUUUGAUGUGUAUCUUGCUGUGUGUGAACAUUUAUCCUCUUCUGUGCACUCUCCCCACAUUGUUUUUUCAUUAUAUGACCUUCAAAAAGUAUUUCAAGGAAUGUUCCUAUAUCAUCCUAAGACCACAAGCCAAUACUUUAACCAAAGAAAGCCUAGCUUCAGUGUUAAAAAUCUGUCUUCAUCUUCCAUGCUGGCCUUUGAUCCAGCAAGAAACAUACUCAGUAUUGCCCGUUUGUGGAUGCAUGAGUGUAUGCGCACCUUUGGUGAUCGUCUAUCCUCAAAUGAAGAAAGCCAAGAACUGGUUUCGUUUCUUUCACAAGCAUCUGAAAAGAAUUUUGGUAGUAAGUUGGUACUUGAAUCCCAAAUCUUUGGAGAAAUGCCUGACCUUGGAUGUCAAUUUAAAAGCGUGGCUAUUGCUGAUAUAAACCAGCAUAAAAAUAUGACUAUGCAGCAAGAUAAUGUUGAAUGUAUUGCAUCCAGAAAAGUAUCUGCUACACCUCCCAAGGUUGUACUGACUAAGGAUCAGAUGAAACUGAAACUAAAAAUGACUGAAUCAGAGUGCUCUGAGGAGCUAAGCAGCUCUACUUGUAUAGCAGCAUAUGGAAAAACUCAUACCAUCUCUAUUUGGCUUCAGCAGCUACUGCAUGAAAUUAGUUCUUCUAUCCAUGAUGUGGUUUUCAGCCCAGAAUUUAGCAAAGUCUACGUCUAUAAAGCAAAGAACCAGUUAAACCACAACGUAGUGUACCAGGAGAGAGACCUGAAUGUGUUGAUAAAACAGCUGACUAACAUUGUAAAAAGCAAAGAAGCAACAGAAAAUUACUGCAAAUAUGCUAAAUUUGCUGUGUACCAUAAAAGAGUACAACAGCUUAUUCAUAUCCUGCGUGCCUUGCUUAUACCUAAUGGACAUGGGAUUCUGUUUGGAGCUGCCAAGAAAACAGGGCGAAAGACAACAUUACGCCUAGCAGCUUAUUUGACAGGAUACCAACUAAUUGAAGUCCAUUGUGGAAAUGAGGUCAAACUAAAAGAGCUGUUAAAAGAUGCUCGCUGUCAGAUUGACAUGCAUGGGGAACAUGUCGUUUUUAUGGUUCAUGAAAAUACUAGUCAAGCUACCAGGGAUGAACUACUGUUGAUCAUGGAAACUUGGCAUCAUGUUGAUGAAGAACUGAAGGAAGAGAGACCACACAUCAGUGCUGUGGUCAAGAAUUCAUCAGAUCAAAGGAUUGGCCAGGUCAAUAAAAGGUAUCUCAGGAGUAAACAAAGACAUAUUCAUGUGUUUUUGCUACUGCCUCUCACUCAGCACACUUACGAAACAGAAACUGAACAGUCGUCUGUAAUUGCACGUCAAAUUACUAAGGCUUUAACGCUCUGUUGUUGUGUGGAAGUAUACCAUCCUUGGAGCACUAAGGCUUUAGUUGAAAUUGCCUCUGUUCAUCUAAAGGAUAGUGUAGAUGACAAUAACUUGGUGGCCAGUAUUGCUCAGGCAAUGGCUGCAAUUCACCAGUCUGCUACAAAAUAUGCCUCAACAUUCCUCAAUACAAUGUAUAUCCAGCUAUUCAGCCCACAGACAUAUAUUGAACUGAUAGAAAACUUCCGCCACCUUUGUGACCACCUUAAUGAACAACUUAGAUCACAUGCCAACAAGCUGGCAACAGCUCUGGACCAUUUAAAUGAGCUGACUUUCACAGCCCAGAAUUACAGCCAAGAAGCUUUCAGACUCAAAGUCAAAUUUCAAGAGGCUCAAACGGAGUUAAGCCAGUUGCAGAUGGUCAUGGACACUGAGCGUGCAGUCUGUAAACAGACUCAUCAGCAGUGUUUAUUGGAAGAGAACUGUCUCUCUUAUCUACAAGGACAGUUAGAUAUAGCUGAAAAGCAAAAUCAAAAUGCCCUCAAAGAGGUGACACCACUGUAUCAGGCAGCUCUUAAGGCUCUGCUUUCUUUAAAUCAGUCAGACCUGGAUGAAGUCAGACGCUACAGAAAUCCUCCUGAUGGAGUGGUCAUACUGAUGAAUGCUAUUUGCAGGUUGUUUAAUUACCCAUGCAAUUGGCAAAGUGGCAGGCAACUAUUGGGGCAGCCUAAUUUCUUACAGGAACUGCAAUUUUUUGACCACUCAAAGUUGAGCAAUGAGUUGUUUGAAGAGUUGGGACAAAUUGUACAGGCACCAAACUUCCAGACAGAUUUAGUCUGUGAUGUAAGCCAGGCUUGUGAAUCUUUGUGCAGCUGGGUACGUGCAGUGUACCAGUAUGCCUGUGUUAAGCGCUGUAUGGCUCCACAGGAAGCUCACAAGAAGCAUUUAAAUAAUUGCAUGGCUGAAAUCCGUGCACGGCUGCAGGUGGCACGGCUGCAGGAAGAAGCUGCACAAGAAAGACUAGAGGUUAUUGAGAAGCAACAGCAGUUUGUCAGAAACAAUUUAAAGGCGCUUUCAGCCCAGGUCCAAAAGGUUGAAAUCCAAGAAAAAGAGGCUGCUGUCUCUAUUAAACAAAUAAGCGAUUACAUUGAGAAAUGGAACAUGGCUAAAAAGGAAACUGAAAUGAACAAGCACACCAUUCCAGGAGAUGCAUUGUUACUAGCUGCUGUACUAACCUAUUUGGGUCCAUUUGGUCCUGAAAUUCGACUGGAAUUACUAAAAAAGUGGCACAAAAUGUGUCUUACAGGCAAGAUUACCAUUAGUCCAGAAGAUGUAAGAGCAUCUUUGAUUGAUGAACCACAGUUUCUUUCUCCUGAGAAUGACAACUUUGCAAAUAUUCCUGUGGCUAUGGAGCUUCACAGGGCUCUGUCACAAGCUCUUGGGAGGGAUCAACAUCUCAUUCAAACGGUGUCUCCCAGUCAUGUCUUAAAACUGUUGCUGUGGGGACAUAAACCUCUGUGGGCUCACAAAUGGGGUUUGCUUACAGACACACAGCAACAUAAAGAGCGCAGUUCCCUUACAGGACUGACUGGAUCACAACAAGAUGAAGAGUUUGAGCGCAUAGUCUCUGCAGAUGACCCAGAAUUUAUUCACAAAAUCAGUGAUGGUGCAAAGAAAGGUUUGAAAGUUUUGGUUACUGAAAUUGAGCUUGCUGUGCCAAGGGAAGACUUCCUCAGUAUCUUAGACCGGCCAGGUGGAAAUCACAUAUUUGAUGCAUUCCAUCCAGUCACAGAACUUCACCCGGAAUUUUGUCUGUUCCUUAGCACCUCUCUUCCAGCAAAAGUUCUGUUGGAUGAGAUCCACCCCUUAAUAUUGGCAAAGGUGAAAGUUAUAGACCUAUCUAUAAGCACAUCAGAAGUCCAGCAUAUUAUUUUAAGUGACUUAAUACAUUCUAAGUGUUCAGAACUUUGGUUGAAGCAUUGCCAGUUUCAGCGAGAUAAACAAGUGCUUCAGGAUAAACUUCAUGCAGAAGAGGUGUCUUUGGUAGAUUACAUACUGCAGUCUUCCACCCCACUACUGCAAGAUCCUGAAUUCCUUCCAUAUGUGCAACUGCAUAAGAAAUCCUCACUGAGACUUCAAGCACAGAUUGAAGAGCUGUCCACUGAAAUGGAUGGUUGCAAAGCAGUAAUGAAUGACUUUCACUGCAUAACAGCACUGGCAACAGCUCUUUACAAUGCACUCCAGGAUGUUGGACGCCUAUAUCCCUUUUACUUUUUUCCCCUCUGCAACUUCUUGAUUGCUUUGCGGGAAUCUCUAGCCCCAAAAGGUUGGCUAGAUGUUCCAUGCAGUGCAGAGAUGGGGAAGGGUGUUGUCAUAUCAGACAUUUCACACAGGAUAGUGUCCCACUUAUUUGCUCACUAUGGACCAUAUUUGUUCCAGAACCAUGCAGAAUUACUGAGGUUGUUUUUUUCCGUUGCAUUCUUCAUGCACACAGAGGGCUGCUCUGAGAUUGAAUGUGCCGUCUUUCUCAGAGGAUUCAGUGACAUCGAAUCAGCAGAAUAUUCUACAUCAGCUAAACAUUCUGCUACUUUGCUUCCAAGCUGGAUACCAACCCAUACCAAAGCUGAUUUAGGUCUCCUAGAGAAAAUCUCACCCUUCCAUGGCUUGAUCUCCUCUUUGAAGAAUUCAUCCAGGCAAUGGCAGGAGUAUUUUCAAUUUCCUUCAGCCACCGUGGUUGGACCAGUUCCAUGCCAGUCAUACUCUCAAUUGACAACAUUGCAGCGUGCUAUUCUUUGGAAGACAUUCUGCCCACAAUGGCUUGCAGCAGUGGUGGAUGAUCUCUCUGCAUGUCAGCAAGGACAGAAUAUACAAUCAGCUGUAGCAGGAUGUUCUCCUACCAGUUCUCCAGAGGCACUCUCAAACCUUUUGUCCAGAAACAAAAGUCCUGUAAUUGUAACUAUGUCAAAUCAAUUAGAAAAUGGGCCAGGAAGUAUCCAUCCUCUGCACUGGAUAAAACACUCUGCAGAGAUGAAGAUGGUGAAGGUGGUUGUACUUACAUUUGGGUCUAAAUUCCAAAGAGAUGAUCUUCUUUCAUCACUUAAUACAGCUGUUCAGACUGGCUGUUGGCUGGUUUUGGAUAACUGUCACCUGCUUGAUCAUUGGGACCCCAGAGUCAUUACUCAGCUAAGACAGUUAAUAUCCUGCCCGGGAAAAGGGCACUGGAUGAAUAAGGAGGCAGAUGCAGGGCUUAAUCCAAUUGGAGAAGGUGCAGGAAAUCAAGUACAUCCUCAAUUUCGACUGUGGCUUAUAACGAAAGGCAGUGCUCCACUUUCUAUUCCAGCUUUUAUUAGGAUGUCUGCCAUGCAUUUGGUGUUUGACUCUCAGUGGGACCUGAAGGAUGAGCUGUGCUCCUCAUUUAGACAAGUUACCUCCACAGUUCAUCCUGCUAUGAAUAUGGUGGAUCCUAUUCUUCAAGCUGCUGUCCUUCAUUCUGUUUUAAUGCAAAGACAAAAAGUGAAGCAUCUGGGACAUGGGAGCAUAUAUAAAUGGUCGUAUGAAGACCUUCUUGCUCUGACUGAAGCUCAUGCCCGCCUUGCCAAACUGUGCCAUGACCCCGUUGGAGCACUGGAAUAUGUUGCUGCAUACUUGAUAUAUGGCGGUCACGUGUCAGACUCAGCUGAUUUGGAGGCGGUGAAAUCAGUGUGUAGAGUUUGUCUACAACCCCCACCAUCUACUUUGGGUAGUGGCCCACACAUUCUUUCAGAAAUGAUCAGCAUGAAAGGACAUUUUGAUGAGGACAUUCUGAAAGCUGUACAGCACUGCAUUGAAACCACAGUAAAUACCAAUGAUACCCUGCUUCUAGGAUUCAGUGCAGAGAUGAAAAAUGAUAUAGUGAAAAUAAGAAGUCACACACUCAGAGUCCUACUUCUUCAGUCUGACAGUUUUGCAGCUGCCAGACAUUGUGAUGACAUGCUCAAGCACUUUCCAGAGCUCAAAGACUACCAAAAGGCUCAAGAAAGACUACAGAAAUUACAGACCCAUUUUGAGUGGACAAAGAAGAGCAGAGGUGUUGGUGAGGGAAUAGUUUCGCUGGGCCCCAUGCAUGCUUUCCUCCAGACAGAGUGGGAGAAUCUUACAGAGACUGUCUCAUCACUGUGUCAGGACAUUUCUGCUUCUCCAAAUAUCUCAUCCAUUAUUUCAGUGUUGGAGACUCGAGCAAACUUGCUUGAAAUGUAUCAGAUGGACGAAUGCAGUGGUUCUCCUCCUGUCUACUCUUUAUCUGCCUUUGCUAACCCUCGUGGCAUUCUGGCUGCUUUGAUCAGAGAGACUGUCUACAUCAAACAGUGUGAUAUCAGCCAAGUUACCUUGCAUUUUCAGGUCCUAGGCAAUGUAGCAUCUCCAGCAUUUAAGCUCUCAAAUGGGAUCCGUCUUUCCGGCUUGGUGCUACAUGGAGCAUCAUGGGAUACGCAACCUGGGGCUCUGCAGGACACUUUGUCACCUAAUCCUUGUCCUUUUCCUCUUCUCUGGGUCAGAGCUAAAGUAAGGAAAUCCAACCUCAGCUACUCAUCUCACAGUUCACCUUCUAAUGCCUGCGCAAUGCCUCUCUACAACUGUCCUCUAUAUCUGGACAUGCAGAGUAAAUAUGGAGAAUGGAACCUCUCAGCGGACAACAUUGUCACUUAUGUUCCACUUAUGACAAAAUUAGAUCCAGUACUUUGCAAGAUAAGACGAGUUAAAUUAGUCAGUGCACUCCAAAAAAAUGUAUUUAGGUGAUGAUUAUAAUACUGAGAUACAUUUAAAAGACUCAACAACAACCUUUUUAA
Tachysurus vachellii is the source of this 13784-nucleotide messenger RNA. RefSeq names its product dynein heavy chain domain-containing protein 1. The record is from RefSeq and is a predicted model, not a curated record. Gene Ontology annotation, biological process: microtubule-based movement. The transcript is spliced from 43 exons. Lineage: Eukaryota; Metazoa; Chordata; Actinopteri; Siluriformes; Bagridae. Gene Ontology annotation, molecular function: dynein light intermediate chain binding; minus-end-directed microtubule motor activity; ATP binding. Gene Ontology annotation, cellular component: dynein complex.